This is a messenger RNA of Leptopilina boulardi, 2483 nucleotides long. Its product is annotated as ankyrin repeat domain-containing protein 39. The record is from RefSeq and is a predicted model, not a curated record. NCBI's taxonomy places the organism in Eukaryota, Metazoa, Arthropoda, Insecta, Hymenoptera, Figitidae. The transcript is spliced from 4 exons. Gene Ontology annotation, molecular function: protein binding. The coding region runs from base 422 to 970 and encodes 182 amino acids.
AACACUGUGGCGGCCAUUUUUAUUUUUCUCCCUCGCCGGCCAAUGAAAAGAAGGUGCGUAUUUUUCCAGGAAAAUGACAAUUGAGAUGAUUUCGUGAAUUUGUAACAACUUUUUGCAUUAAAAUCACAUGUUUAUUCAAUAUAAAAUCAUUUAAUUCAGCCGAAGAUACGGAGCAGUUAAAUCGUUUUGAUUCUGGUGGAUAUUGUGACGAUUCGACGAUAGUUUAUUUACAACAUCCUUGUGUGAUUUUAACUGCUUUGGAACUUCUCGGAUACAAAGUUGUUGCUUCUUCAAGUACGAGUGUUAAGCAAGAUUAUAAUGAAUAUAUGUGGACUAUGAGAAAAAAUUUUGAAGAACCUGAAACCGAUACUGUACCUGUACCUGUUAUAAAGGCUGUGAGUUUCAGAUAAAAAAAAAAAGUAUGGACUCUAGUCAUUCACACGAUGGAAGUUGCUGUAAUUCUCAAAAUAAUUCUGGUGUUCGACAAACUUUAUCGGAAAUGGAAUUUGAAAGAGGAAUUUGGCAUGCGGCUCAAUCCAAUGAUGUAAAUCGAGUUAAUUGUCUAUUGCAAAAAGGUACUCCAGUAAAUAUUGAAGAUUGUUCAGGAUAUACGGCGCUUCAUUAUGGUGCAAGGAAUGGACAUAUGAAAAUUUGUAAGUUAUUGUUAGAAAAUGGUGCUAAUAUCAAUGCAUUAACUCGAUCGGGCCAUGCAACUGCACUUCAUAGAGCAGCGACUCAAGGACACAUUGAGAUCACAGAAUUUUUAUUAAAAUCAAGAGCUGAUCCGAAUAUUCGUGACGCAGAUGGAUAUACAGCUCUUCAUCGUGCAGUCAUCUCUAAUUUUGUAUCAGUCUGCAAAUUAUUGAUGUCAAAUACUGAUUUAAAAAUUGUGGAUAACAAAGGACGUACAUCAAUUCAAUUAGCCGAGGAGAAAGGAAAUCAACAAAUUAUUGAUUUAUUUCAAAAAUAACUUUCAUCGAUAAAUUCAAAAUAGGUAUUCAAAAAAAUAUUCAAAAAAAAAAAAAAUUACUAAUUUUCAGAAUAUUUAAAAAUAUUUUUCUGCAAUACACAUUUUGCAAAAAUAUUUUUAAUUUUAAUUUACAAAUUUUCUAAUAUAUAUAUAAAAUAUUAAUUUGCAAAAAUAUCAACAAUUAGAAGAAAUUACGUUUCACGUUAUCGAUUUUUUAUUUUAUUUCGUAGUAUUUUAAAGAUAUUUUCCUUUUUUUAACGAAUUUUUCUAUUGCUUUUUUUAAAAAAAGAAUUUUUAUUCAAAUUAGUAAAUAUUUUCGUUUAAUCAAAUAAAUAUUUAAUCCAUUUUGGUUAUUAUUAAAUUAGUUUUACAAAAAGAAGAUAUUCAAAAUUCGCGGCAAAUUUUAAAUCAGGAAUUUUCCGGAUGUAAGUUCAGUAGUGUGCCAAUAGACGGCGCUAGCGUUCACUUCGUGUCAGCAGUUGGUGCACUUGAUAUUGAAUAUAUUCGUGAGAAUUCGUUAAUUUUCGUUACUCUUCGUUAGCCGUUGUGUGUCAAAGAAAUUUUUAUCCCGGCCACAUAAAUACACACAUACAUAUAAAUGUAAAACAGAGCCACCUGGUGGCGUUUUGAUUUUGUAGUUUGUUGCGUUUGGUUGCGUUCGAGUCAGUUGGCGCAGGCGAUUCUACCGGGAAUUUAUUGCUGUUUAACAGCAAUUUUUGUUGUUGAAUUGCCUAAAAUAUGUGAUAAUUGCGUAGUGAGUGUUGUUAAAUAAAAAUGUCGACUAAUUCGUGUAUAUAAAUUGAUUAAUCUAGUUGUAAAACACAUUGCCAGCAAUGUAACCGUGUCGUGACGUCACACGGCUAAUCAAGUGCACAACACACAGACACACGCGUGUUACCAUCAGUUUAAAAUGCGUUUUUAAUUGUAUAAAAAAGGAAAGAAUUUGUUUCGUGAAAGAAGAAUAAAAGUUUUUUAAAAAAAAGGAAAUACAGUGAUAAGAAUUGAAGAAAUAAUAGAUACAAGAGAGAAAGGACAAGUUGGGGAGUUAUUUAGUGAAGGACAGCUCUCACACGCAGGCGUCCAACCUAAAAAACAUACCGCUCGCCAAGAGGACGACGUCCUCACUUCUUUGCCAGGGAUCGACGACACGCGAAAAUUUUCCCUCGUGUUUUAACUGUCAGUUUUAAUUUUAUCAUUGCUCUAAAUUCGUGAGGUUUUUUUUUUUUUUCAUUUUUGCGAAUAAAAAUUGUCCAUAACCUACAAGCAGGCCUGGGUAAAUCGAUUGACAGAAAUGUAGAUUGUCGCUCGUGGAGAGAAGGUCGUGUAUUUUGACAGUGUUGUGUGUGUCGUUGAAUUGUGAGGACUAUUAACGCGCGCAACGAAGCGCAUGUGUUUCGAAAUGUCUUCUGUGAACGGUGAGACGAGUGUUUCGCGUAAGGAGAACAACGCGUGGACCCUGUACGCCCCGGGACGGGUCGCUGGAUAAGGAUUAAGUCAAGUUCGUCGCGCUUUG